ACCUAACCCUCUCUCUUUCUCUCUAUUUCUUUUAGCUCCCCAUUUACAAGUUAUUACAUGCAUGAAGCAAUUCAUAUAUCCUUUUCAUGCCUCAUCAUCAUCAUCAUCUUGUAUGCAACUGCAAUUGCAUGAUGUAAACUUGUUAGCUUUCUUACUUUACCAUACACACACAAAACAGUCUCUCUCUCUCUCUCUCUAUCUAUAUGUAUAGAAAGUACAGGUUCUUUCUUGUUCUGAUGCACUCAAGGGUAAAAUAUUAGUAUCUAAUUGCAGCUUUUUGGCAUAUCCUAUUAAGUCGAUAACAGCUAGUUGCUGCUAUGUUUGGAAUAAGCUACUUUGAACUUCCACAAGCAUAUGAUUAAGGAUAUAUAAGUUGAAAAGCUUUGGAAGCCAUUUGAGCAACGCCUGCCAUGAACAAGCAUGAAAUGGAAUCUUCAUGUUCAUAGGGUAAAAGACAUAUUAUUACAGGCUAAAGGGUCUUGUAGGGUUGUAAACAGGGAACUGGUGAAGUUGAUGGGACCCUUUGUGUUGAAUAAAAGUUAAGUGUUGUAAAGGGAAAAAUUAAUCAGAAGAAACAUGAAGUUUAUGAAAAUUGGGACAAAACCAGACACCUUCUACACAGAAGAGGCUACCAGGACUGUGAUUUCUGACAUACCAAGUGAUCUUACAAUAAGGAUUAACAAUGUUUGUUUUCUUCUACAUAAGCUGCAGAUUCCACUUGUUCCGAAGUGUGGUCUCUUACAACGGCUCUGUUCCGACGCUGAUGAUUCCGACAUUGUUACGAUCGAUCUUCACGAUGUUCCGGGGGGAGAAGAUGCUUUCGAACUCUGUGCUAAAUUUUGCUAUGGGAUAACGAUCAAUCUCGGUGCACAUAACUUUGUUCCUGCAUUUUGUGCUGCUAAGUUCCUUAGAAUGACUGAAUCUAUUGAGAAAGGGAAUUUUGUUCUGAAACUUGAAGCUUUCUUCAAUUCAUGCAUUCUUGAAGGUUGGAAAGACUCCAUCGUCGCACUUCAAACCACGAUCAAGUUACCUGAAUGGUCUGAAAACCUUGGAAUCAUUAGAAGGUGCAUUGAUUCUAUUGUAGAGAAAAUCUUGACACCAACAUCAAAGGUUUCAUGGUCCUAUACUUAUACUAGACCAGGGUACAUAAAAAAACAACACCAGUCUGUUCCGAAAGAUUGGUGGACCGAAGAUGUAUCGGAUCUCGAUAUAGACCUUUUCCGAUGCAUAAUAACAGCGGUAAGAUCAACAUAUAUACCACCGCCACAGCUCAUUGGUGAAGCUUUGCAUGUGUAUGCAUGUCGUUGGCUACCGGACACUACAAAGUCUAGACCUCUCCAUAGUUCAGGGUCACAAACCGAAGAAUCCAGGGAAAAAAGUAGACGGAUCCUCGAAUCUAUCGUGAGCAUGAUUCCGUCUGAUCGAGGCUCGGUUUCGAUAGGUUUCUUGUUAAAGCUUCUUAGCAUUGCAAAUUAUUUAGGAGCAUCCCCUGUGACAAAGACUGAACUGAUAAGGAAAGCUGGCCUGCAAUUUGAGGAAGCAACACUUAAUGAUAUGUUGUUUCCUUCACAGUUGCCCACUGAUCAACACUUUUAUGAUAUUGAUUUGGUUGCGGCUGUAUUGGAAAGUUAUUUGGUGUUAUGGAGAAGACAAUCCCCUUUGCCUACAGAAAAUAGCCACAUGGUUAGAUCGAUUAGAAAGAUUGGGAAGCUUAUUGAUUCGUAUCUUCAAGUUGUUGCAAGGGAUGUGAAUAUGCCAAUAUCAAAACUAGUUUCUUUAGCUGAAGCAUUGCCAGAUGCUGCUAGGGAAGAUCAUGAUGGUCUUUAUAAAGCCAUUAAUAUUUAUCUCAAGGAGCACCCGGACGUAAGUAAAGCAGACAAGAAAAGGAUGUGCCGAAUGCUGGACUGCCAGAAACUGUCCCCAGAGGUACGUGCUCAUGCGGUGAAGAACGAGCGGCUACCACUGAGAACAGUGGUCCAAGUCCUGUUUUUCGACCAAGAGAGUGGUUCCAGGUCCACAACUCAUAAACCAGAGUCAAUCACCAGAGCAAGACAAGCACCAAUUGAAGCAGAAGCCAAAGAAGAGUGUGACAAAAAGGUGCAACAUGAAGUGACAAAGAGUAGCAGCAGGGUGACUGAAACCAGUGAAAGAGAAAUUCAGAAGAGAAUGGAAGCCAAAAUGGUGAGAGGAGAUUCAGAGAAAGGCAAAGAAAGGAAAGGGGAAACCAAUUCAACUGCCAAAAUGAUGGAACCUAAACAGGUAUUUCAAAGGAGAAGUAGUAGAUGAAGAAUUAUUGAUUUGAAAGAUAUAAUAUAUAUAGUGUUGAAUAAUUGUCUUUGUUAUUGUGUUUUUCAUGUACACUUUUUUUUUUUUGCAUACAUAUGAUAUUAAAUUGCAGCAAGCAAUGCACCAUUUGUAAUAGCUUAGGAAAGAGAUUUCUUUUAAGCUGUAAAGACCAAUAAAUUAUAAGCUUAGCCUUCCAUCCAUCCUUAGUAUUUUAUUUAUUAUGCGUUUAAUACAAUAAAAAGGUUUGUAUUUGAAUUGA
Molecule: messenger RNA, 2545 nt
Organism: Gossypium raimondii (Peruvian cotton)
Lineage: Eukaryota; Viridiplantae; Streptophyta; Magnoliopsida; Malvales; Malvaceae
Product: BTB/POZ domain-containing protein At5g47800
Exons: 8
Coding region: 577-2286 (569 amino acids)
Source: RefSeq, a predicted model, not a curated record